Messenger RNA from Rana temporaria (common frog), 1999 nucleotides. RefSeq names its product coiled-coil domain-containing protein 17-like. The annotation marks the transcript as partial. The record is from RefSeq and is a predicted model, not a curated record. Lineage: Eukaryota; Metazoa; Chordata; Amphibia; Anura; Ranidae. The transcript has 12 exons.
UAUCUAUCUCAGCUUAACAGAAUCAAAAAGUCAAGACGAAGCAAGGAUGAACAUAUUAAGGAGACAAAUCAUUUUAAAAGGCCUCUGGUAGAGCACAGAUUUUUGGAUUCAAGUGAGAUAACGGAUUUUGAAAAAGUAAAUGGAAAUGCCAGACUAGAACCUGCACCUGAUAAUGAAAGCCAUCUACGUUAUCUUGCUGAUGCUCACAGCAAGCAAAUCAAUGAUAUUUUAUCACAAAAUAAACUUUUGGAGAAACAAAGAGAUGAUAUAGUGCAGAGGUUGAAUGAAAUAUCUGCUCAGAGCCGGAAUACAGGUUAUCUUGAAAAAAUGAUAAGACAUUUGAAUGCUCAAGAACAAAAGAAUGAACAACUCCUAAGUACCAUGAAACAACAAAUAGACCUCCUGCAAGUUGAAUCAAUGAAAAGAGGAAUUAUAAGCAGACACAGUCAAUCCCCAGGCUCUCGAAAAGCAGAAAAAGGCCCACCCUCCUUUCAGCAGCAUUUUGUUCCAUUUUAUGGACGAGGAAAUUUAUCUUCUGAAAUUAAUGCAUUGCGCUUGACUUAUCUUCAAAAUGGAGGAAAUGAUCAGAUGAUCUUGGCGCAUUUGCAAGACCUUUUGACUGAAGCACAGCUCAUAGAACAAAAAGAAAAACAUGCCCAAUCAAUGCGGAAGAAAAAUAAAAAGGGACAUGGUACUAUGAAAUGGCAUUUGAAUGAAAAAUUAAUUACACUUGAAAUUGAAAAUCAGCAAUUAGAAGAUGAACUCUUCAAACUUCAACUUCAAAGACAGAAGAAUAACAGGAUUCCCAAGACAACAAAUGGAGAUUUUGCAUCCAAUUUUGAGAAGGGUCUGAAGUUCCCCAGAUUUGUGAAAGAGCCUACUACCCAAAACAUAAAGACCUUAAAUGCAGAACUGGAAGUCUUGAAGCAGGAACUGGAAAUUCAGAAAAUAAAACGUCGUCUGAAAACCGCUGCUCAUAGAGCCAAACCUCAGAUGAAUACCCGCAUUCCACUGGAAUUGAACAAACCCUACUCCCCCGAUCUUGCUAAACAGUAUUUCAACUUCAGUCAUGGCCUGGAGCCAGCACCAUAUGACCCAAUCGCUGGCUUUGUGGUAUUUUACGACUAUCUCCUUGGCCUUGAUCCAUCUUAUCGAGUAUGCAGAGUGGUAGUGAGUCUCUGCAGUGGAGGGCAGGAGAUGGGAAAUCCUUCAGCCCUCCCUCCCGUUUAUUGUGAGGCUGCUUUAUCCAAGUUCCAUGACAACAAGAGGCAGAAUAUCGCUAUUUUGGCUACGAAGCAGGCUGUUCCCAGGGUACGUCCUUCUCCGAAUAUUUCUCUAAUAAUUGAACUACAGGCAUCAGGUGGUUAUGACCCUUAUGGGCAAGAAGUCAGUCGUCUAAUACCUCGGGGGUGGGUAAAGGUAGACAUUUUUGAUUAUCAGAACAGAGUUAUCAGUGGGCAAUGGAAAGUUCCAAUCCGUACACUUCCUGUGAAACCAUCACUCACUUCCGGAGCUUUGAAUGGAGUACCUCAGCUGGAAAAUGCAGAGUUGUAUUUUCGCCUUGUUAAUGCAAAGGAUGCAGACAUACAGAGCACUUACCCCAUUGACAUCAACAACUCAGUAUUCUAUAAGUACCCUCCAAUGACCGUGUCUUAUUUCCACCCAGAGGAUGUUGUUCUUCCAUCUCCUUACUAUGGCUCCCCACAGUUUUUUCCAAACAUGCAUCCCAUCUAUGGGGACAAUGUGGAUUCCCCUCCUUCCAGGGAUAGAAUAAUGACCCACUGAAAUGAAUGAGAUCUGCAUUUAUGAACAUUUAAGCAUCUUCUGUUGAUAAUAAUUCCAUUUUGUGUUUAUAAAAAAAUAUUUCUGAUUGUAUUCAUAUUUUCAGACUGCUGUGUUAUUGCAAAAUCUAGCACGAUGUGUACGCUAAGAAUAAAAUAGAAUGGCAGCAAAAAAUAACACGAUAAAAAUAAAUGACCAAUUAAAAGAUAAAAUAAAA